Messenger RNA from Pecten maximus, 1609 nucleotides. RefSeq lists its product as uncharacterized. The transcript is spliced from 3 exons. Bases 127 to 684 code for a protein of 185 amino acids. NCBI's taxonomy places the organism in Eukaryota, Metazoa, Mollusca, Bivalvia, Pectinida, Pectinidae. The record is from RefSeq and is a predicted model, not a curated record.
UUCAUCGAGUAGCUUAAGAAACUUCCUCCGAAUCGGCUCUCCUAAAUUCUAAAAUUGAGCAAGUUUUAUUUGAAAACUUAUUUUUGUUUUGCAGUCGUAGUGAAUAAUUUGUUUUAGAAGAAAAAUAUGAACACGAUGUUUACAACAAUCGCAGUGUCGAUCAUCGCUGCGUUGAUUUUGAUGACAGACCCAAUUAGUGCCCACUUAUAUCGCCAAUUCAGACCAGUAAGAAGACCGGUGAUCAUUUCGAACUUUCCAAAGAUAAUUUACCCGAAUACACCCGGCGUCAUGUUGCCUGGACAACAGGUCAUUCCAAAAACACAUAUGAUUCCCCAGGUUCCCGCCAUUCCUCAGAUUCCCGCCAUUCCAUCCCAGCAGCAGAUCGUAACCCCAGUGACAGGGGAGUUCUGGCAGGUACAGCCUAAUAUGGUACGGAGAGUUCCUGCUUCAGCAUCACAAUGCCGAACAAGUCGUGGCUGUGCCUCUGGUGAAGAGUGUGUAUUCGCUGAGCAGUGGCAAUGCCCAGACUGGAUCCCAAACCUGAAUUGCCAGUGUCGACAGGGUUGUCGCCACCAGAACACUUUUAUACCGUUCGGGCAGACAGUGAUCGUGGACAAAUGCGGAAACAAAUGUUCGUGUUUCAGCGUUUAUGGCGCCCCAGAGUGUUCCUUUGAGAGUUGUUAAACACGCGGUUACCCAGGAGACCCGUAAACUUUCGACGGAUGAAAAACUUCGCCUGUAAAUAUACAUGCUAAGGCUUGCCGGACAAGUCUUUUCUCAGAAAGUUGCUGAACACAGGAAUACCCUGACUAAUCUUACGCCGAUAGGUGAUGUUCUCGGAGGGGUUGCUGGACAACUUUUACAUCCGGACAACGGUGCUGAAUAGUGAUGUUAAAAUAUGCAUUAACUUGCUGGACAAGUUUUCUAUAUAAACGAUCUAUUCGAUUUUAUUCCUUCUAGUCUAAAGAGCGAGGGUAGAAAAGAGUGAUAACCGAGUUUAUACCCGAGUCUUUCUCUCAAGUAGUGCUGAUUUGUGUUGUGUAACUGUCUGAUAAUGAAUUGAUAUAUAUAAUAAACUCAUAUUUAUACCAAUAUCAACAAGUGAUUCUAACUAAAAACUUUAAAAUGUGUAAGAGUGUAUGAGUGCAAUAUACUUUGAGAGCAUGUAAUUGAAAUCUACAAAAUGAAAAGUUAAGAAUAGAAUGAUUGAAAAAUGUACAUGUGUGUCUCUAUCAUGUUUGCUAUGGACACUUUUCGUUAAAUAUCUUAAGUAAAUGAAUGUUCUUAGAUGCAAAUAUAACUGAAAAACCUUAAGGUUUUUAAAUGAAUAUUUGAAAUUUACUUCUUUUUGUAGUCUACAAAUAAACUUGAUUUGUCUGAGAGCCGCUAUAACUUACAAGGAAUGUGUGACGUAUGAUAAACCCUUUUUAAUAAUAUUCCAUUAGCACGUUCGUUAGUCUGAGUUAAUUAACAAGGUUCUGACCUGGAUUGUGUUGUGAUGUUCUGUUUCUAUUUUUAGACGUAUCAUUCCUUAUUGUUCACCCCAUUGUCUUAAUGUUAUUGUUUAUAUUGUUUUCUACUUUUAAUAAAAUAAUUUAUUGAUUAUUUU